Vespula pensylvanica (western yellowjacket) is the source of this 1076-nucleotide messenger RNA. Its product is annotated as sorting nexin-24-like. The record is from RefSeq and is a predicted model, not a curated record. Gene Ontology annotation, molecular function: phosphatidylinositol phosphate binding. The transcript has 4 exons. NCBI's taxonomy places the organism in Eukaryota, Metazoa, Arthropoda, Insecta, Hymenoptera, Vespidae. The coding region runs from base 171 to 680 and encodes 169 amino acids.
UUUCAUUGGUCGACAGCGUUCCAAAAAUUAUCCUAAACGUAAUUGUGUGUGCGUUAAGUGUUUGUGGUUCUGAAUCGAGCGUUUAUUAUCUAACCAAAAAAAAGCACUAUAUAGAGAGAGAGUAGCAAGAUAAUGAAUGUUCAUGUUAUUAGAAAAUAAUUAGCGAUGCAAUGUAUCAAGCAUUUAUCAAUGGAUACCGUUUGGUCGAGGUAUCGCAUGGCAAACCAUAUUAUGUUUAUUGUGUCGAAUUAUUCGAGACAGACAGUGGCACUCGAUAUUUCAGCGAGAGAAGAUAUAGCGAAUUUAGCGCGCUACAUCGUACGCUGAAGAAGAAUAGCACGAACAUUGCUUCAUUUCCACCAAAAAGAGUAAGGAAUUCUCAACCUAAAGUACUCGAACAAAGACGCGAAGCAUUAGAGGCGUAUAUUCAGAAAAUGUUGAAACUACCAGUUGCGAAACAACAGGUACUUAAUUUUUUAGGUAUCGAAGGUCGUCCAUCUGGUGUAUCGGAGAAAAGAGGACAAAAGCAAACUAAUGAUUUGGAACAUAUUCAUCCAAGUUCCUUAGGACAUCAUCCUGUGUUAACUUUUCAUCGUGACCCUUACGUCCAAGUUAAUAAGAAUACGAGUCUUCCGGAUAUCGUAACAAACGGUGUUCUGCUAGGGUUGUACAAAUCUUAAAAUAUAUCUUCGAUUUACUUGAAUAAAUGAAGUUUUGUAUUUUACAAAGUCAAUAGGAAAUGAUAGAACUAAUGAGAAUCUCAAAUUCAAUGGGUUAAGGGUCUUGUGAUAUAUAUGCUUCGAAGUAAACUUUGAUAUGAAAAAAAUGUAGCUUAUAAAUAUCUCUAGCUUGCUUGAAAAUAUAUCUAUGCUUCUAUGAAGCAUGUUUAUACGAAAGGAAAGAAACUUUAUAGAUACGUAUAUCGACAACCAAAUAUAAAUAAUAUACACAAAAGUGUUAUAAAUAAAAGUGUAUAUAAUGAAAACGUCGACGAAGUCGUUACCUAUAAAUAACAAUUUGUACGACACCGUUAGGCUGUGAAAAUGUCAAAAAAUAUAUUUUCUUUAAUACGUGAA